Molecule: messenger RNA, 3957 nt
Organism: Acaromyces ingoldii
Lineage: Eukaryota; Fungi; Basidiomycota; Exobasidiomycetes; Exobasidiales; Cryptobasidiaceae
Exons: 5
Coding region: 101-3853 (1250 amino acids)
Molecular function (GO): GTP binding; GTPase activity; translation initiation factor activity
Source: RefSeq, a predicted model, not a curated record
AUUCUCACCCCGUUCACCGCGAGCGCGAGCACACGCACCGGAACAAAGACUCACGCCCCGAGGAAAAACCCUAGAUCUUUGGUGGUAGUUGCGAUUCACAAUGGGGAAGAAGAAGGGGGCCAAGAAGGGCGGUGGCGAUGACUACUGGGACGAGGCCGGAGACGCUGUUCCUGCCGCCGCUAUCACCAAUGGCACCGCUGACGACUCGGGAGACGAUGCGGCGCCUGCUCCUGCGCGGAAAAGCGCCUUCGCUGCCAUGGCUGUCGAAGGUGGUGACGAUAAUGACGACGACGAGGAACAGGACAAAGCAUCAAAGUCCAAGCCGGAAGACGAUGAGGACUUCGGAGGGCUAAUGAGCGCGAUAAAAAAGAGCGGCGCGGGUGGCAAAAAGGACAAGAAGAAGGGCAAGAAGAACAAGAAGCAGGAAGACGACGACAUCUGGGACGAGCUGGGCGAGGACGUCAGCGGCAAUGCCGUCAAGAAGGAGGAUGACGAAGAAGAAGAGAGCAAGGCGCCCGUCGAGGGCAACUUGGAUGAUGAGUUCCCUGAUCCCAAGGCCGGCAAGAAGAAGGGCGGUAAGCCGAAGGCAGCCGAUGACGAAGAAGAGGCCGAAAAGGGCAGCGGUACGGCAACACCUCAACCAGCUGCAGACGAGGACGAUGGCACGCCGAAAAUCCUGACGAAGAAGGAGAAGGAAAAACUCAAGAAGGAGAGAGAAAAGGAAAAGAAGAGGGCUCAGGCGGCCGCAAAGAAGGCAGCUGCUGGUGGCGACCAACAAGAGGGCGAGUCUCCAGUGCAGAAGGACCAAGAGGAGCCCGCCGCCGAGGAAUCUGCUCAACAAAAGGCUGCAGAUGAUGAAGACGAAGGCGACGAGGAAGGGGGAGCGGGUGGUGCCGACAAGAAGAAGAAGAAGAAAAAGAAGAAGGGUGGCGCUGAGGCCAAGGCCGAGACACCUGCGCCCUCUGCCGGAGGAAAGAAGCCGUCAGCGGCUCUUCAGGCACUUCAGGCCCGCAUUGCUGCCCAGAAAAAAGCUGAGGAAGAGGCAAGAGCGGCCGAGGAGGAGGCGAAGAGGCGAGAGGAAGAGGCCGAGCGACUGGAGAAGGAAGAGGCCGAGCGCAAGGAGGCCGAGAGGCAGCGCAAGAAGGAGAAGGAGAAGGAGAAGCGAGAGCAGCUGCGACGCGAGGGUAAGCUGCUGACGCCCAAGCAAAAGGCGGAAAAGAAGGCGGCCGAGGCGCGUAUGCAAGCACUCUUGAAGAGCGGACAGGUCAAGGUCGACGGACUGGUCAAGCGCGAGCCAGACGAGUCUGCGGCAGCGGGUGAAAAGGAGAAGAAGAGACCAUUGGCAGACAACCGGAAGAAGAAGAAGUUCCCAACGUCAGGCCCUCCGAGCAAAUUGGCACCGCCUACAUCGACUCCCCCGCCCGAGUCAGAGGCUGUUGCACAGACAGAGGAAAAGGCGCCGUCUCCCGAGCCAGCUGCUUCUGAGGCUGCCCCUGCUCCUGCCGAAGCGGAGCCAGCCGCUGCUGACGUGGACGACCAAGACGAUGCGGUUAAGGACGAUUGGGACGCAGAAUCAGACGAUGGCGUCAAGGAUGAGUGGGAUGCCGAGAGUGACGAUGGUGAAAAGGAAGCCAAGGUCGAGGCGAAGAAGGCCGGUGAAAAGGAGAAGGGCGUCAAGGAGGCUGCUCCUGCCUCUGCCGCCAAGGCGGCGCCCAAUGGCAAGAGCUCGGCCGCUGCAGAGAAGGCCAGGACUGAUGCCAAGGCCGCCAGCGAGAAGGCGGCGGCUGCUUCGGCUAAGGCGACGAAGGAAGCAGAUGCGGCCAAAGCUGCUGCACAGAAAGAAGAGGAAGAGGAAGAGGAUGAGAAUGAUGACGACGACGAGUCAGAGGACGACUCGGGCAGCGACUCUGAUGGUUCAGAUGACGACUCGGACGACGACGACUCGGAUGAUUCAGAUGAAGACGAAGGUACUGUGGCGCAGCGUAUGGCUGCUCAACGCAAGGCCGAGGCCGAGAAGCGUCGCAAGGAGAAGCACGAGGCUGCGCUUGCCGCACGCAACAAGGACGAUCUGCGAAGCCCCAUCUGCUGCAUCAUGGGCCACGUCGACACCGGAAAGACGAAGCUGCUUGACAAGAUUCGCCAGACCAACGUGCAGGAAGGCGAAGCUGGUGGUAUCACACAGCAGAUUGGUGCUACCUACUUCCCUGUCGACGUUCUCAAGCAAAAGAUCAUGCCUAUCGACCCAGAAGGCAAGCAAAAGUUCAACACACCCGGUCUUCUCGUCAUCGAUACACCUGGUCACGAAUCUUUCACCAACUUGCGCACGAGGGGUAGCUCUCUGUGCAACAUUGCCAUCCUCGUCGUUGAUAUUAUGCACGGCCUCGAGCCACAGACGCUCGAGUCGAUCCGGCUGCUGCGAGACAGGAAGACGCCAUUCAUCGUCGCUCUCAACAAGAUCGACCGACUCUACGGAUGGCAGCCGACACCCGACGGAGCGUUCCGAGACAGCUUGGCCAAGCAGAGCCGCGCAACCCAGAGCGAGUUCGAGGACCGAGCCCAAAAGACGAUCAUCGCGUUUGCCGAGCAAGGCCUCAACGCCGUUCUGUACUACGACAACAAGAACUUUGCCAAGAACGUCAGCUUGGUUCCCACGAGUGCUCACACGGGCGAGGGUAUCCCCGACAUGCUCCAGCUCCUCGUCAACCUGACGCAGGACCGCAUGAGCGAGCGGCUCAUGUACCUCUCUGAGCUCGAGUGCACCGUGCUCGAGGUCAAGGUCAUUGAGGGUCUGGGCACGACCAUCGACGUGAUUCUGUCCAACGGUGUCAUGCACGAGGGCGACAAGAUUGUCCUUUGUGGUCUCAACGGCCCCAUUGUGACGCAGGUUCGAGCGCUGCUUACACCACAGCCCCUCAAGGAGAUGCGUGUCAAGGGCUCUUAUGUCCACCACAAGACUGUCAAGGCUGCAUUGGGUGUCAAGAUCUCUGCGCCAGAUCUCGAAAAGGCCAUCAGUGGUUCGCGCCUCAUGGUCUGCGGCCCCGACGACGAUGAGGAGGAGCUCAAGGAAGAGGUCAUGUCGGAUCUCACUGGUCUUCUCCACUCCAUCGACAAGUCGGGCAAGGGCGUCUGCGUCCAGGCGUCCACCCUCGGUUCGCUCGAGGCCCUGCUAGAAUUCCUCAAGCAGAGCAAGAUUCCGGUCAACGGCAUCAACAUCGGCCCUGUGUACAAGCGCGAUGUGAUGCGGUGCGCCACGAUGCUGGAAAAGGCACCGGACCUUGCUGUGAUGCUUUGCUUUGACGUGGACAUCGACAAGGACGCGAGCAGGAUGGCAGAGGAGCUUGGCGUCAAGAUCUUUUCGGCGAGGAUCAUCUACCAUCUCUUCGACAGCUUCAUCGCGCAUCAGAAGCAGGUCCUCGAGACGAAGCAAAAGGAGAAUACGGCGACGGCAGUCUGGCCAUGCCGGCUCAAGAUCCUGGCAGCCUUUGCCAAGCGGUCGCCCUUGAUCCUUGGGUGCGAGAUCACGGCGGGUGACCUGAGGAUGGGUACGCCAAUCUGCGUGCGAAAGGAUGGUGAGAUCAUCAAUCUGGGUCGAGUGACGUCUCUCGAAGUCAACCACAAGCGGAUGGACAUUGUGACGCCCAAGUCGGCCGGUGCUGGCGUGGCCGUCAGGAUUGAGUGUGCGCCCCACGAGACGGCGAGAACGUACGGCAGGCACUUUGAUGAAUCGGACGAGCUGUUCAGCCACCUGACGCGGCAGAGCAUCGACACGCUCAAGGAGCUCUUUUGGGACCAGGUUUCCCUCGAGCAGAAAAAGUGCAUCAAGGCGCUCAAGCCCAUCCUCAAUAUUCCUUGAGUGCGCCGAUUUGGCGGUCUGUGAACAAUUGCUAUCAUCCUUCCUUUCUUGUAGACUCGUCAUUUCUCUCAGUGCGCCGCGGAAAAUGUUCACUUCAUUCCCUC